AUGCUUCCUAGCAGUGCCGUGCGCGAGCUUCUCAAGACUCGUCGGCUACAGCCGGCGGACGUAGCAGGGGGGCCCGCAUGUCUCCCCCCACUCCUCCGCGCGCAGCCCCACCUCGCCCCGCGCAUCAUCUCCGCCCUCCUCACUUUCUGCGCUCCCCCCCAGGAGGGGAGAUGGGGGGAAGGGCGGGAGGUCAGGCGGGAUCGGGGACGAGGCUCUUGGGGGGAGGGCGCGGGGGAAGGAGGAGCAGGAGGGGUAAACGAGGGUGGUGGCGACGCUGCUUUCUUAGACGAGGCAGUAGAAGCGGUUAUGGCUUUAAGCGGUGGUCGCAUGGGCUUUAAUCUCGAUCUGGAUUCUCUAGCCAUGGUGAAAGAAGCCUAUUCUGACGGGGACCACGAGGGGCAUGACUAUGCAAUGAUCAAAACGGGCGGUGGAUGCUGCGACUGCGGCGAUCCAACGGCCUGGAAGCGUCAGGGGUUUUGCAAGAAGCAUCCUGGCCCUGGGCACGCCCCGCCCCUCCCGGAAAGUUUCGUUGCCCGGGCAGAGCCCGUGCUGGCCGCGGUUGCUGCGGAAUGGCAGCAGAAAAUAGUUUUCGCUGCCCGGCUGGAGGAGGAACGGAGUGGAGGCGCAGCAGGGUGGGGGGGUUCUGGGUUUGGGUUUGGAAGCGGGAGAAGCGGGGGCGGAGGGGGAGGGGGAGGCGGAGGGGGAGGAGGGAGAGGCGGGACAGCGGGAAGCAGUAUGAGCUCGCUGCUAGGUUCCCUCACAGGGGGUGUGGGGGGGUCGGGAGGGUGGAUGAGUGGUAACGAUGGGUUCAGAGGAUCUUCCUCCUUCUCGUCCUCCCCCUCCUCUUCCUCCUCCGCAGCGCUAUCAGCAGCAGCGCGGUUGCGAGCAGCGAAGAACGAGGCAGCAGCAGCAACUGAGAGGUUCUCGGAGAUGUUUCUGAGACUGGCCAGCACCAGUGAAGGGCUGCUGCACCUUGUCUCGUCCGUGCUCACCAGGAAAAGCCCUAUCCCCGUUACUGCCCGCCCUGAUACAGUGCCAUCGGGGUUCCAUCCGACCAACAUUACCAUUACUCCUACUGCUUCUUCUGCCCUUACAGCCGCUGCCCCUACUGGUCCCGUCUCUGCUCCUGGAUCUUCCCAUGCACUCUCUUCUUCGGCUCCUGUGGGAUUAGGCUCACUGCUCAGCCCAGCAGCAGGGUCGUCUCUCCCAGCAUUGUCACAUCCCGCAGCAUCACCUCCCUUAGUGUCACCUCCCCCAGCCUCACCUCCCUCUACCACCGCUGCUGCUGCAUCCGCCAGUCUGUUGGAAGCUCUGGUGGCAAACGAGGAGGGUAUUAAAGAGGACUCCAUGCUCGUAGCCCACCGCCUUCUCUACAAGCUCCUAGGCGACCCGGGCUUUAAGUACCAAUUCGCCCUCGCGUUCGUUGCUAACUACUCGGCCUUCGUGCUGGGGAGUGGGGGGAGAGGGGACGGGGAGGAGGGCGGGGGAAGGUGGGGGGGAGGGGGUGCGCGGGGGAGCGGAGGGCGGAGGGGAAGAGGAGCGGCGGGGAGUGGGAGUGCAGGGAAUAGGGUAUCGGUUCUGGAGAGCUUUUCGGUGCAGAUUCUUACGGUGCCGGUGCUGACGCCCAGGCUCGUGGUGGAGGCUCGGCUGCUGGAUAUCCUGCUGGGUACCCUGCAGAGCAUGCUGCAGGGGGCGCUGGGACGAGACGGGCGCAUCAAUUUAUCCCGAGAGGAGGUGCACAACGGGCGAGUGACCGACGAUAUUCGCUACGUCCUCUCCCACUCCGCCUCCUCCCGCCACGUCACCGCCCGCCGCCCGGACCUGCUGCGCGCGUGGCUGCGCCAGUUGGCGGCCGCCCAAGGCAUGUGUCCACACGUGCGGCGCACAACCACCCACGUGGCAAUAGAGCUGGACGAUUGGAGCUUCGCGUACCUGUUAGAAGCACAGCUGGCGACGGUCAACCCGCUGCUCGCCGAAGCUAGCGCCGUGCCUGAGCUGGAGGCUCGGAAGGAGGGUCGGCAGGUGGAGGGAGGAUCGGCAGGGGAGAAAGGGGGAGGAGAGAAGGUAGGGGAGAAGGGGGGUGAAGGGGGAGGGUUUCCGGGGUUGGGGUUCGGGAGGAGGAAAACCCUGAGAUGGUUUGUGGAUGAAGGUGCAGGGCAGCACGCAGGGCAGCAGGCAGGGCAGCAGGCAGUGGGGCAGCAGCAAGGGGAACAGGCAGGGGGCAGUGGCAGUGGCAGAAGCGAUGGCACAGCAGCAGAAGCAGCAGCAGGAGAGACCAUCCCUGGGGAUGGAGGUUGGGGGGGUGGUGCUGCUGAACUUGAUGCUACUACCAGCUGGAAGGCAGAGGGUUUUGACCCAGAGGCAUAUGCGGAUGACUGGAGAGAGACCGAGACAGGCACGCACACAUACCUGCCGCCCCGAGCCUGCGAGGUUCGGCAGGUGGCGGCGAGGUUCGGAGUUCCUCCGGCGCUGGUGCGGCUGCUGCACGAGUGUGCGUGGGUGCUGGCGCGGUGGGUGGCAGUGGAGGGGUUGAGGUCACUGGGGUCAGCGUUUGGGAGCGGGGCGAGCAGUGUGGAGGCACUGAGACUGCUCGGCCUUACCAGGUCGCACUUUCCUGCGUUUCCAUCUGCUGCUGCUGGAAAUGCCGGUGCUGCUGCUGCUGCUACUGCUGGUACUGCUGGCGGUGGUGGCGGUGCUGGUGGUGGUGCUGGUGGUGGUGCUGGUGGUGGUGCUAGUGCGACGGCGAUGAGAGGGAUGAGGCAGCUUGGGCAGCUGGGUCUGUUACCAGGUGCAGCCGCAGCAGCCAUGGCUCGUAUCACCUCCCCUUCCCACCCGCCCCGCCCCACUCCCUCCGCCUCCCCGCCUUCGCCUCUGCUAACCCCUCUGCCUGCCGCUGCCACCACAGGUAGACUCUCUGGUGGGGGCACGUCUGGGGAAGGCUCACCUGGGGGAGGGGUUGCUGGUGGGGGUAGGCCCAGGGGGGUCUCAGCGCCUUCGCUGACUGCUGCUGCUGCUUUGGAACAGCAGCAACAGGAGGGUCAGUCGUUGCAGCAGCAGCUAGAGGGUCAGCAGCAGCAACAGCAGGAGCGGCAGCAGGUGCAGUUACUGUCGUCGGUUCUGGUGCACGCGCCAGGAGCUUCUCUCCUGUCGUUCAAAUGGGCCCAGGACGAACUGAAGAGCCUUGCUUCCGAGGCAGCUGCUGCUGCUGCUGCAGCCGCAGCAGAGAGGGCGGGUGGAGGCGGAGGGGCUGUGGGUGGUCGAAGCAGCAUAGCAGGUGACGCUGGGGAAGCAGGAGCAGUAGGAGGAGGAGGAAGAGGAGCAGGAGGCGGAGGGGGAGGGGCAGCAGGAGGCAGCGGCGCCAGUCCAGUGGGGCGGGCAGGGAGGUUCCUAUCAGGCAUGGCCGCAGCAGCAGGGGCGGCAGCUGCUGCUGUGGGCGGCAGAACCACAGGAGCAGGCAGUCCGGGCACUAGAGGGGGAAGUCCAGGGGGAUUGGGGCAAGAGAGAGUGGCCACAGCAGGAGCAGAGGCAGUGCCUGCGCUUGGGCUUGAAGGGUUGGGGAGAGGGGGAGGGGAAGGAGGUGUGGGAGGAGCAGAAGCGGGAGGGGGUGCUGGGUUAGGAGCGGGUGCAGGGCUGGGUAGAGUGGGUUUGAGAGACGGCGAAGCGCCUGCUGCGAUUGUUCCUGCUCCUGCUCCUGCUGCUGCUGCUGGUGGUGGUGGCACAGGAAGGGGAGGGGAGGAGCACGCAAGGCAGGAGGGGGAGGACAUGACCCACACGCAGAGGGGCCACAUGGGGAUCUUAAGCAACUGGCUCAGAAGGGCGUCUAGGUUCAGGGCGACAGGGGGAGAAGGGGCACAGGGAACCCAGGGCAGGCAUGCAGGGGCAGGUGAAGCAGCAGGCGCAGAGGCAGCAUGGGCAGACGUAGGGGUAGGUGCAGAGGCAGGAGGGGCAGGAGGAGGGGAAGCAGCGGCAACAGCCAUGCAGGCAGAUUCGUUGGCAGCAACAGAGGCAGUAACUCUCUCUGCUGCGCACCCCCCCUCCGCCGCCCCCCCUCUCUCCGCUGCUGCUGCUGGUGCCCUCAGUGCACGGAGCAGCCCCUGCUGGUGGGUGGGGCGGCAGCUGCUGUCGCUUCUGGAGGGGCUGCUACCGUUCCCUCCCCCUCGGGUUGAACCAGGGGACUUGGCAGGAGACACGCCACAGGAGGGGGCUUGGGCAGAGGAAUCUGCUGCAAGAGGGGCAAGAGAAGGGCCAGGGGCAGUUUUGGGGGCAGGGGCAGUUUUAGGGGCGGGGGCAGGGGCGGGGGCAGUAGCAGGGGCGGGGGAACGCUGUAUUACCAUGGCUACGGAGGGGUGGGAGGCGAGUUCUAUGUCAAAGGGGCCUGUGGGUGGGGCUGAGAGUGUGCUGGAGUGGCCAGUGGUGGAGUACGAUGUGGCGCGGCAGGAGGUGUCGUUUCACCUGCCUCUGCACCGCAUGCUCGCACUGCUCCUGCACUCCCUGCUGCGCCUCUCCUGCCCCGUGCCCGACCCACCAGGCGACGCACAUGGGGACUCAGAGCAGAGGGUUGGGAACGAAGGGAUGGUGGAGGGCUCACGGGAUGCGAGGGAGGAGAGAUGGAGGGAGAGAGAGGCGGCAGAGCUGUGCUUGCUGCGCCUGCUGCCCAGUAAGCUCCAGAGAGGAAGCUUCCUCGCAGCUGUGGCGGAGCACGGGCUGCGAGUGCAAGUGCUGUGCGCGCAGAUAUCAGCGGGAAUGUGGAGGAGGAACGGGCAAUCCAUGGUCGCUCUCUGCGACCUCUACCACUCCGUGCACUGGUGUGAGGACAGCCUGGAGUUGGACCUCUUCCUGUUGCAGUGCACUGCUGUCUCGGCUCCUCCUGAUGCCUUUGUGCGCCAGGUUGUAGCGCGCUACAGCCUCACCAGCUACUUCUCCCUCGCUGUGGGGACGGCAUCAGAGUACGAGCCUGCAGUGGCCCAGGACUGCAUGGCCUUCCUCAUCCGUCUCAUCUCAGAGCGAUCCUUUUCCGGCCUCCCCCCCACUGCGGCCCUCCGGAGGGAGGUAGUGCAGCGCCUAGCCAUCGGCAACGCCACCCGCAGCAGCGUUGUCAAGUCCCUCCCCCCUCGCUUCGCCGAAAACCCCGCCAUCCCCGCCGUUCUCGCUGCCGUUGCGGAUUAUUCCCGCCCCUCGGGAAUGGAGCAAGGGCGAUACUUACUUAAAAGAGACUGUUACAGGGAGCUGGAUUUGUACUGCCUAAGAUGGGCGCCUAGGGAGUUGCAGCGAGCGGAAGAGAGGUAUGCGGAGGCGGUUAAGAGAUCUGCGGUUGUGGAGCAGACGCCGAGAUGGCGCGAUCCUGUCCGUCCGUUGAUGGGCCUGCGGGAGAUUGCCACGUCAGCAGGCAUGCAUGAUGUGGUGCUGUCGGUGGUGCUGCACGCGUGGUGGGAUGAGGAGGGGAGAGAGAUGAGCUACAGAGAAGCCAGAGGCAGCAACGGUGCCAGCAUUGGGAGUGGUGGUGGUGGUGGUGGUGGUGGCGGUGGUGGGAGUGGGAGUGGGAGUGCAGGGAGUGGGAGUGGGAAUGGGAGUGGGUUGUCUCGUGCGCCUGAUAUUGUGCUGCAUGCCGCGCUGCAUCUGCUGGCAUUGGCUCUUGACACUUGCGUGGCGUGGCAGGAAGCCGAGGAGAAGAAGGGGCGGGAAGGACAGAGAGGGCAGGGAGGAGACGAGGAAGAGCAGGGAGAGAAGGUGGGGAGAGAGGGUGGUGAGGAGGAGGGGAUGCGGAUGGAUGUGGAUGGGCGUGUGGGAGGGGAUGCGAGCGGCGGUUGGAGUGAAGGAAGAGAAGCAAGAGGGGGAGGAGAAGGAAGGGAAGGAGAAGGAAGGGAAGGAGAAGGAACGGAAGGAGAAGGAAGGGAAGGAGAAGCGGGUUCAGGCUCAGGCAUGGAAGUGGAAGGGGCGGACUGGAUGGCUCGUGAUGCACGUGGUCAUGUUGACCAUGCAGCUGUGCAGAAGAGACACUCCUGGCCACCGGCCCUCCUGUCCCGAGCAUGCCAGCCGUUCGAAGCACGGUUACCAGACAACAGCAGCAGCGGCGGCAGCGGCAGCGGCAGUGGCAGCAGCAGCACGGCCGCGGGGCUGUUCGCCCUGCUGCCAGGAGCGACCCUCUCGACCCUCUCGUCCUCUCACUGGUUCCGCGCGUCGCACGCUGCCCCGGUGUCCCUGCUUGCGCUCCUCGUGCGCCUCCUGCGGUGCUGGCAGCGCCAGGCAGGGACGACGCACGGCACCGCUGCUGCUGCUGGUAGUGAAGGGAUGGGGUUAGUGGCCAGGAAUGAGAGUAGGGGGAGGGAAGGCGAGGAGGGUAGAAGCACAGCAGUUGGGGAGAGGUCGGGCGGGGCAGGAAGGGGAGGGGGAGGGGAGGGGCGGGCGGAGCUGCAUGUUCUGGUGCUGCGGCUGCUUAAGCGUUUCGCUCAGCUAAGCGACGAGUGCAGGAGAGCUCUGGAGGUGCUUUGCCCGGAGGAGUUUGAUAAGGGAAAGGGGAAGGCGGCGGCUGGAGGCCGCGGGGGAGGGGCUGGGGAAACGGGGGAGGCAGCAAAGGCAGCACGGGCAGGAGGAGCAGGGGGAGCAGGUGUGGGAAUAGGAGGCAGAGAGAUAGAGGUUGGAGAAAGUGAGAGGGGGAGUGGUGGUGGUGGCGGCAGUAGGGGUGGUGAGGAGAAGGGAGAGGGUGGGGUGUUGAGUGAAGCCGAUGCAAAGAAGUCGUUUGCUCGGGCAAGACAGCAGGCGUUGCUGGCAAAGAUGCGGGCAGCGCAGCAAAGAUUCGCAGCAAGCAUGAAUCAAGGCAAAGGAAAGGAGGGGGAGGAGGAAGAGGAGGAGGAGGAGGAGGAGGAAGAGGAAGAAGAGGAGGAGAAGAAGGGGAGGGUGGAGACAGGGGGGUGGGAGUAUGGACGAGAUGUAGACAUGGGAGUGGGUGAGGAGGAGGGGGGGAGGAAGCGAGGGAAGAGGCGGAAGGGGAAGGCAGUGGUUGAGGAGGAGGCAGAGGAGGAGAGGGAGUGUGUGCUGUGUAGGGAGGGGGACAAGGGGGGAACUUCCUCUCCCCUCUGUCACAUUGUUUUCUGUCAGGUCUCUCCAGCCGUCCCUCCCCCACCUGGCAGCAUGGUGCUCGUCCCCCUGCUGCCCCCACUGUCCUGCCUGUUGCUUUUUAAGCCCCUUCCUCCCUUCUCCUAUCCUGUCUACCUACCUGCGGAUAACCCCCAUCAGAAGUCUCGUCUCGUGGGUCUCUCCAGCCGUCCCUCCCCCACCUGGCAACACGGUGCUCGCCCCCCUGCUGCCCCUGCUGCACCGCCUGCUACCUCCCGAGCUGCUGUGGCUGCCGCUCCCACAGCAGGUGUAGCAGGAGCAGGGGGGAUUGGGGAAGGAAAUACUGGGGCAGUCGCGACUGGGGCCGGGGGUACCGUAGGGCAGCAGCAGCAGCAGGGGUUGGGGCAAGCGGUGAUUGUGCUGGGGGGAGCACGUGCAGCUGCUGCAGCUGGUGCCACUGGUGGGGAAACGGCAGGAGGAAUGGGGACGGAGGCAGGGAUAGGCACAGCUGCUGCUGCUGCUGCAGCACUGACAGGAGCAGCAGCAACAGGAGCAAUGACAAACGGAGCAGCAGGAGCAGCUACGACAAACGGAGCAGCAGGAACAGCAGGAGCAGCAGGAGCAGCAGGAGCAGCAGGAGCAGCAACAACCACCACGGGGACGUGGGUGCAAGCCACAGAGUUUCUAGACUGGAUCAGAGCGACCUUGCGCGAGGGGGGAGGGGGGCCUGUGACUGUACAGGGGCCCAGGGGAGAGUGGCAGGUGGAUGGGGAGGAUUUGAUGGAUAUCCUGCAGCAGGAGCUACCGGGGGAGGUGCGAUUCACAACCACUAUAGUCACAGGGGAGGGGUGGCCGGAUACGGAUAAUGACACUGGUGAUGAUGAUGAGGAGGAGGAUGGGAAUGGUGCUGGUAAUGGUGCUGGUAAUGGUGCUGUCAGGGGUUGGAAGAGGAUGGGGAUGAGGGGCAGCAAGGGGGGGGGGGGACCACCCGAGCAGCAAGAUGGACAGACCCAAGGGGUGCCGGGGACUGCAGCAGCAGCAGCACCACAUGUGGAGCACGCAGGUGCAACAGCACCCGCGGCAGCAGCGGCAGCAGGGGCAGCAGCGGCAGCAGGGGCAGCAGGGGCAGCAGGGGCAGAAGGGGCAGCAGGGGCAGCAGGGGCAGCAGCAGUGGAGCAGGCAGGUGCAGGUGGCAUGGGCACUCAUGGCAUAACCACAGUGCCGCCCAUUGCUGCAGUGCUGCCCGUUGCUGCAGUGUUGCCCGUUGCUGCAGUGCCGCGCGUUGCUGCAGUGCCGCCCGUUGCUGCAGUUGUGGGAGCAGGCACUGCCAUUCCUGAAACCACAGCAGGAGCCACCGGCGAGUUUCCUGUGUCCCGUGUGCCGCCGUCCGUCUCGCAACGCCACGCUCCCUCUGCUCCCAUCUCGCUCCCCGCCUCUGCCCUCCCCACCGCUUCCCUCUCGUCCCUCUCCCGGCUGCUAUGCCCUCUCCUCCCCUCCUUGGGGUUCCCCUCUCCACCCCCCUUGCUGCACUCGCUGAAUCCCAAGUCCGGGGAAGGCAGGCUCGGCACCAAGAGCUGCGUCAAGGAGAGAUUCAAGUGGUGGACCACCACGAGCAGCACUGAAGAGGCUAUAGGAGCCACAGCCAUGCGCAUCUGCCAGGUGGCAACGCUCCGAUUCGUCGAGAUUCCGGCCACGUGGCGCUUGGUCGCGAGCUACAAGGCUGCUGAUCUGGCAGAGUUUGGAGUACAACCGUCGCCUGCGCUGAGCUGGCAGGGCGAGGGGCACCACCUGGCUGUCCAGCUGGCAGAGUUGACACGUCAGCACAGUUCUGGGGGCUGGGGGAGUACAGCAGCAGCAAGGAUGAGGACAGGUGGCGCGAUGUGGUUGACUACUGCUGAGGCAAGAGUUGCGGCAUUGGCUGCUUGUGCGGAGGAGGAAGGGGGGAAGGGGGAGUGGAUGGAGGGGAGGGCAGAGGGAGGGGGGAGUGGAAGUGCAAGCAUUGGUGAGCGUGAGCAAGAGAGAGGUGGGUCAGGCAGUGCGAUGCAAGUAGGGAGUGCAGGAGGUAUGGAGGUAGGAGGGGAUACCAGCAGUAGUGGUCAAUCGAGGGGUGAAGGAGGGAACAGCAUAGGAAGAGAGGUGGGCGGUG
Molecule: messenger RNA, 9199 nt
Organism: Closterium sp. Naga37s-1
Lineage: Eukaryota; Viridiplantae; Streptophyta; Zygnematophyceae; Desmidiales; Closteriaceae
Source: the annotation of a GenBank genome assembly